AUGUCUCUUGAAGAAAAAGAUCGGACAAAUGUGCAUCUAGUUUUUCUGGGAGCAGCAGGUGUGGGGAAGACAGCCCUCAUCCAGCGCUUCUUAAAGGACACCUUUGAGACCAAGCACCGCCGCACAGUUGAGGAGCUCCACAGAAAGGAGUAUGAGGUUGGGGGUGUCAAAGUCAACGUCAACAUCAUGGACACCAGUGGCAGCUACUCUUUCCCAGCCAUGAGAAGGCUCUCCAUCCAGAACAGUGAUGCCUUUGCACUGGUCUACGCAGUGAAUGACCCAGCAUCCUUGGAGGUGGUUAAGCGUCUGCGGGAUGAGAUUCUGGAGCUCAAGGAGGACAAGUACACACCUAUUGUGGUGAUAGGUAACAAGAUUGACUGUCACCACGAGCGUCAAGUGUCAUGUGAGGAUGUUGUCUCAACAGUGGAGCUGGACUGGAACAACAGCUUUGUGGAGGCAUCUGCCAAAGACAACAUUAACGUGCUACAAGCGUUCAGGGAGCUUUUACAGCAAGCCAACCUGCCCAGGUGGUUUAGCCCGGCACUGUGCCACAGGAGGGAAACCUUUCCCAAGGAGAAGAACAAGAUAGCUCCAAUGAACAAGGCCAAGAGCUGUUUUCUCUCCUAA
Messenger RNA from Phycodurus eques (leafy seadragon), 627 nucleotides. It is a transcript of the gene rasd4, whose product is annotated as rasd family member 4. The record is from RefSeq and is a predicted model, not a curated record. The transcript has a single exon. Gene Ontology annotation, molecular function: GTP binding; GTPase activity. Bases 1 to 627 code for a protein of 208 amino acids. Lineage: Eukaryota; Metazoa; Chordata; Actinopteri; Syngnathiformes; Syngnathidae.